CUUUAAACAAAAGCUGGAGGUGUCAGGCGGUGCGGUGUCAGUACAAGAAGUACGGAGAGGAGAGAGGACGGUGGCGGAGCGCUCAGUGAUCGGUGUCCGGUGUGGGCGUGGUGCCCCGAGUAUUAUGUCGGAUCAUUUGUUGGAGGAGAGCCGGGCUCUAUUGGAGGAUUACCUCCAGCGUUGCCUCCGCAGGGACUGUCAGCCUCCCCCGACCCCCGUAGGGCAGACACUAUGGAGGGUGACCGGGGAGAUCCUCACCAAGAACCGGGACUUCUAUGAAUCGUGCGAGCUGCUGUCCGGAGAUCCCCGGAGCACCUUGGAGCAGGUGGCGGCUCAGCUCCCGGAGGACGGGGGGCUCAACUGGGGCCGGAUCAUCGGACUAAUCGCCUUUACUGGGGUCCUACUACAGAGGGACAAGGCGGGGACCGCCCCCGAGGAGCUGGCCGGGGUGCUGAGCAGGUUCCUGGUGGUGGAGCACGGGGAUUGGUUCCGGGAGCACGGAUCAUGGGAGGGAUUCCACAAAUUUUGUAGCAAGCAUGAGCCGGGCCAGGUACAAGAUAACAGUAGAUUUUCCAAUGCCAUGAUGGCAGCUGCUGGUUUUGGGAUUGCUGGAUUGGUCUUUCUGUUGACUGUAAGAUGAACUAUAUGGAGGAAAUACCCGCCACCAAUGAUCACUGAUGACUUCAUGGACCAUCACAUAGGACUUGGUUCUCAGCUGUUGUUGCCAAAGAUCUUGCGUCAAGACUUUCAAAAGGACUGAUUUGGUUGACCGUGUAGCUUGGAACAAUUGUGCACUGCCAUUUUGCUGUAAAAUGUUGUGGUUUUUUUUUUUUUUUUUUAUGGACGCACAAACCGCUUUUUAUUUUUAAAUGUUGUGAUUGGUGAAUUGACAAAACUAGACCAAAAAGCAAUUAAAAUACCUUCUAUGAUAUCAUGGAAAACACACCAGUGUUUUUUUUUUUUUUUCUAGGAUAUACUGGUAGCAUUUAAAUUAAAGUGUAAACCAUGUUUGUGUAACCCUAACAUUUUAGGGUGGUCUUACAUUUUAGAAAGUUACAUUAGAAUCAUUUCCCCUUCUAUUUUAGAUGACUUGGAUCUAAGAUUCAUGAACCUGCCAUAGUACUUUAUUAAAAGGCAAAGAGCAGGUUGGUGUAGAUCGGCCAUUUUUUCUUUUGGCUUCAUAAGUUCAGCUGUCACUGAGGGAAAAGGAUUCCUGAUUGGCUGCUUUGUACGGAAAAAGGAUUCCUGAUUGGCUGCUUUGUAUUGCGCUUUUUUUACAGAGAAAACAAAGCUGGUGCCUACUACGGCACACCACCUAAUGGUCCCAUAAUUCCUGUGGGACUUGAAGUCGCAGAUAACAGUAAAUUUUUCCCAAUCCAGGAUAAUGAUGCUGAACAUACAGCGAUUUCUAGUCCUGCGUAGUGUACGUUUUAAAUUGGGUAACACGUGUUCUUCUUUUGAAACCUUCAUGGCAAACUAGUGGAAGUUUUUGAUAAACAUUUCACUGCUAAUAUAUUAAUUUUAACCAAUACUUGGCAAAAUUUGUAUUUAUGCUAUAAUAUAUUCAGUUAGUAAAACCCAUGGAGAUCUGGUAUCUCUGUGUAAGCAUUUGUAACUUUUUUUUCCAAGGAAAAAACAAUAAUAUAUUCUAUUGUGCUUAUUGUAUGAUCUGUACCAUAUUUUUUUAUUUUUAUUUACACAUAUCCUGUUUUAAUAAAUAUUAGCAUUUGUCAUA
Molecule: messenger RNA, 1735 nt
Organism: Rana temporaria (common frog)
Lineage: Eukaryota; Metazoa; Chordata; Amphibia; Anura; Ranidae
Gene: BCL2L10
Product: BCL2 like 10
Exons: 2
Coding region: 125-640 (171 amino acids)
Biological process (GO): intrinsic apoptotic signaling pathway in response to DNA damage; regulation of apoptotic process; extrinsic apoptotic signaling pathway in absence of ligand
Cellular component (GO): mitochondrial outer membrane
Molecular function (GO): protein heterodimerization activity; protein homodimerization activity
Source: RefSeq, a predicted model, not a curated record